Molecule: messenger RNA, 4642 nt
Organism: Colias croceus (clouded yellow)
Lineage: Eukaryota; Metazoa; Arthropoda; Insecta; Lepidoptera; Pieridae
Exons: 10
Coding region: 290-4483 (1397 amino acids)
Source: RefSeq, a predicted model, not a curated record
UCGCUCGCGGACAGCGGACGUUAUCGCGCGUCAGUUAGAGCCCUCGCGGCUGAACUGAUCUGAGCGUAACUUUACUGAGUGAUAGUUCAUUACACCGGCAGAAAAUCCCCCUGGGUGAUAAGCCGGCUAGUGAAGUGAUCGAAGGAAUUAGAAAAGUGGUGUGCGGCAGGCGUCUCCGGCGCUGCGCGAGGCGCUCACCCUGCUGCGGGAGGCCUGGCCCGAGCCCGCCGCGCUCGCCGACCGCUGCAGCUGGCGAGCAGCUAGCGCGUGUGACAGCGACACGGACGGCAUGUGGAAGGGAGAGCUGCCCGCGCGCCCCGCGGCCUCGCCCGGCUUGCUGCGCCGCCGCUACUCCGUGCCGGAGACUAUUAUGAGAAAGUAUCGCUUAGCACAACAAAAAUCUGAUAUGGAGGAAGCCGGACAAAGCAGUGCCUCACCGGCUUCUACGGCGGCGCGAGGAACCUGCCACUGCUGUGGACCUCGAGGAUCUCGACGAGAUCGAGACCCAAUGCGAAAAUCCGCCCUCCUUCGCCUAUGGGGACGAGCUGGAGCCUCCCCGGUCAGAGCAUGUUGCUGUCCACCUGGAACCCGCUCAUUAGACGGUUCACAUUCUGAACUGAGAACGCCACGUUGUCUAACUCCAAAACGAUUGCGACUUGACUCGUCCCGUGAUCGAGAAGGUGCGUUAAAAACGCACACAUCCGCUCUGUUGACUUAUUCGGAUCCACCACCUGAGCUCACAACUAGCAUAACUUCAGAGAAAACGGAAUCACCGACAUAUUCAGACCGAACAGCUCUUUUGACGGACAUUACUUCUGAUUGCCAAACGAGCUUGCAACCUGAACAUUUAACGUACGCUGUAUCAGAUGGCGGCUCAUUCACUGACUCCUCGGAAACAUUUACAACCUCUAUGCCUACUACAAAAGAGACUGAAUUUGAUAACCAAAAAUGUUGUUCUCUAAUGUCAAAUGGUAGUUACAUUGAUGGUCGCAUAAGUGAAAGGUCAGUAAGUGCUGAAAACAAUGACAGUAAUCUAGUUCCAUUUGAUCAACAGUUAUCUAUCGAUACUCAGAAAUAUGAUAUACUUGAGAUAGUAGUAUCUGAAACAUUAAAUGUUCAACCAACAACAGCUGUAAAAUCUGUAGUAAAUGAAAAGGUAUCCAGUCCGAUCAGGAGUGCAGUAUUAAAUAAACGUAAACAAAAUGUCGAUAUCGAUGAAUAUGUAUCCAAUAUACUUGUGGAAAGUCUAAAUUCCCUAACGGACCAGCUUGAAUCAAUGAAUGCAUCUAUGGGUUAUGACAAAAAACUUAAUAUCGUAGAAAAAGAGAUAAAAGUGAAAUUACAAAAUACGGGAGUUAAUACAAUAGUGCACCUAAGCCCAACAUCUAAUAAUCAAAUUAUUUUUGGUAAUGAAGAACUCUGCAAUAGUGAUGAUAGACAUGACAAUGAAAACAAUCAACGCAAAUUAAGUAGCGUAAAUAUACGCGAAAGUGUUUUGAGUACCGAAACAAACAAUAAUUUAACAUCGUCAGAAAGCAUGAGAGAUAAUAACUCCAACCAUAGUCAUCAACAACAAAAAGGUAAAUUUUUAAAUAUAACCAAUACGGAAAAUGUAAAUAAAUCAAUUUUACAUCAAAUACAAAAACUAUUCAAGGACGAAUUUCGAAGAAAUGACCAGGCUGAAAAUCCUUUACCCGAAAUAUCACACAUUGAAAUAUCUAAUGUUGAUGUAUUUUUAAACGACAACGCCGGUGACUACAGGAAUUCUGAUACAAUCGAAAUUCAAACACAAGCUAAUCAAGAUAACGGAGAGGUACUAGGAGGGGUCGGUACUGGUAAUUAUUAUGAAGAACUUGAAGAAAAUACUCUAGUUCCGAGAUUUUCAGCGUUGCCUCAUAGUGAUUCGAUGGAAGUAAAUACUUCAUCGUCAGAUGAUACUGAGAUCUUAGGUUCUGAAUGCACAAGUCUUGUCGACAGCUUAGACGAUCCUAACUCACCGAGGUCAAUACUCUUGCGUCGAGCUUACACAAAUAACAUAAGAAGUGAACUAGUCCGUUCAUCAAUCGAUGUACUAGACCUUUUACCAGAGAACACCAGCCAAGAUGAUAUUCAUUCACCAAAAGAAAAAGGAGAAGCCUUCUUUAUAAGAAUUAAAGAUGAUAACUGUGAUUGUGAAAAAGAAAAUAUAGUUGUAGCAGAUCAUAUGCCUGAAACCAUUAAGCAGAGAUUGUAUAGAAGGCAUAGAAAGAGAGAACAGAGAAUGGAAUGCGUAAGACGAAGUAAAGUGAAACAAUUAAAAAAAGAUAUCAUCAAACAAAAGCACAAUGAGAUUUACAAGUCUAAGAAAGAAAUAGAGAAAGAAUGCAUGGCUAUCAUAAAUACAUUAAUUGAAGAUGUUAUAGCUAAGAUUGCUCAAGAUGAGUAUAAAUAUAUGCGAAUUAAGCAACGGUCUAACAACGUACCUACGACUAAGUCAGAAGAAAAUUUGAAUAGACGUGUAUGGAAAAAAGAAAAUGAAUCAAAUAGGAAAUCCAAUAAAAGUAAGAUGGUUCAUUCACAUUCUUGUUAUGAUUACACCAGUAAGGAUUUAAAAGCGGAAAGAUCUAAACGCAGCAAGCAUUCUUCACAACUAAAUACACUGAGCACACCAGAAGAACAUAUACCAAAAAGAAUAUAUCAAAAGUCCGAAAUACACGAUGGAAACAACUGUAUAGAAAUACUAGAAAUAUUAGAAUAUGUAAAUAAUUCACAAAGUUCCACGGAAACUACAAAUUCAGAUGAAAAUCAUAAUGGCUGUCAAAUAAAAAAUAAAAAGUCUAGAAUCCCUAUACCUGUAUAUGAAAGGAUUCAAAGGAUACCGAAAGGUAGUUCUCACAUGAAUAGUAAAAAUACCUGUGGACGUACUCCACCGUUACUUUCACGCGAACGCAGUGAAAAGACACAACAUUUACUGACAUCCAUGCUAUUGGAUGUUUUUCAUGAAGAUAAUGAUCCGAUUCAAGACAUACCCAUCCGCCGCAAUGCAGUGCCUUACGAACCUCGAACGAGGUCUAACUCAUUAAGGUUUCAAAACUCUUUCGAUAUUAUACCUGAAGAGAAGAGCAGUUUAAGUAUGGAGUCGACUGGAGAGGACCUAGCUUGUCGCCGAGCCUCAGCACCCAGUUUAGGUGAUAGUCUAUUGACUGAUCAAGAAGAGCAACCUAAAAAAAGCCCGUCUCCAAAGAAACUAACAAGAUAUAAAGACCUCAAGAGUGCAGGAACGUCACCUAUGCCCGAUGUGUACAAAACACAAAGUCACGCAGCAGCAAUGACUUCACCGAUUCGUAAAUCUGCUUCAACUAGUCCAAUACGUUUAGGUAUUUCAAAUAAUAAAGGAAACAAUGGAACGCAACACGUAAGCCAGCCGCGGCCCCUGCAGCGUCGGGACGAUGAAGGUAUAGCGCGCACAUUCGCACCGCCGCUCGUUGUCCAACGCACUGCUUCAACUAUUUUCGUAGAGUUUUAUUUAUCUCAAGGUUCAGAAAGACGAAAGUCACUCACCACGCAGUACGAAGAGCAGAUAAGAAAUAUACAAAGCGAUCCGGAAGGGAGGCGAGAACGUAAAGUAAAAACUCACAAUUGCCUUAAAGACAAUAAAAUUAACGAGGUUACGAAAGAAAGGAGACGCAAGUCUGACAGAGUAAAAGAUACAAGUAUUAAAGAUAGAUACGAAGAAAAGGUAUUGAGUAAGAAUAUGUAUCAGAAGAAAAAAAGCAGGUCAGAUCGCAGUGAGGUCGGAUCGGAAGGGAGUAGGGACGAUAGAGAUGGCAGUUCGAGCUCGAGCGAGUCGGGCGGCAGUCUGCUCUGCUCGCUGGCCCCCGCUUGGCUCAGUGCACGGAGGCGAAGACGAAGAGCUGCAAGCAGUUCAGGCGACUGGGCGGUGACGGUGGCGGGCUCGUGCGCCGCCGCGCUGCCCAACGACGUGGAGAUGCGGCUGCGCUUCCCCGACCCGCACGCGCGCGCGCCCCACCCGCCCCGCGCCCCGCCCUCCUUCAGCGCUGUGGAAUGCGGCACUGACUGCAGCAGGGCGUCCCGCGCGCCGCCGCACGCGCCGCACGCGCCGCACGGGCCGCACGCGCCGCACUCGCGCCGGCGCACGAGUGACGACGCAGGCAGACUCACGCUCACUGUGAAGAAAGAGGCGUCUGAUUCUUCAGUUCUUGCAUCUAAGAGCGUGAAGAAAUCUUCUGACCUUCUGCCUGAUUUAGAGACAUUCCGGGCUUCAAGGUGUAAAACUAAAAGUUCUCUUAAGACGCGUCGGGGGUACUCCCUUCACUGCUGGCUUCCAGAAGAAGAUCCUACGCAGAUAAGGGCACGUAACGGGUUAUCGGUGCUGGGCAGCGCCAUCGUGCCGGAGCAGAAGCCGCGCGUGCCCACCAUGAGCGAGCGCGACCUCACUCGCCUGUGCGCGCCGCGACGCCGCUUCUCUUGCGUGCGACCGUGAAGUGAUGUUACAGAGCACGUAACGGCGUAUCGGUGCUGGGCAGCGCCAUCGUGCCAGAGUUAUUUCAAAAACAAUUUCUAUACAUAAUAUGGAGAAAAAUGAAUCUUUGUACUUAAAUAAAUAUUUCAUAUUUUACAAAAUUAAAAUGUAUAUACUUAA